AACGGAAAGAGCCGAAAAUUUCGGCUCGGUCAUGUGAUCAGCUGUGUCCAAUCACAGCUGAUCGCAUGGGACCUGUGCACUGAUCAUCAGGGCACUGAUGAUCAGUGUAAGCCCCAGCAGUGCCACCUGUCAGUGUCCAUCAGUGCCAGCUGUCAGUGCUCAUCCAUGCCACCUGCCAGUGCCCAUCAGUGCCACAUCAAUGCCACAUAUCAGUGCCUACCAGUGCACAUCAAUGCCACAUAUCAGUGCCCAUCUGAGCUGCCUUUCAGUGUCACGCAUCAGUGCCACCUAUCAGUGUCACCUAUCAGU
This is a messenger RNA of Staurois parvus, 309 nucleotides long. The record is from the annotation of a GenBank genome assembly. Lineage: Eukaryota; Metazoa; Chordata; Amphibia; Anura; Ranidae.